GCUGCCAGAGACUCGCCGCCCGUGUCCGCCCCGAGCCACGACGACGAUGCCCAGAAUGAGUCGGAGGCCGAGACGGUGGUGCUGUCUGACGCCGGCAUCAAGACCGAGGACGAUGUCGAAGAUGUAGUUGUGCGCCCGGCUGCGAGCUCUACGUCGAAGGAAACCAACGGCGCCAAGCACGGCCGCGAGCAUGACGGCAAGAUGUCUGCUCCCGCGUCGCCCAGCAGCCGCACUACCUCGCGGCCAGAGCAACAUAGGAGCCCUGUCGAGCCGCCUGAGUCACCCUCUCACACGCCGUCGUCCCCGUUGCGCCCCGUCACCACACGAGGCAGAAGCCUGUCUGCGCUUGAGUCCCGCAAGCGCAAGCUGCGCGAAGACUCCAGUCCCAAGGCCGCCGAGCCAGCACGCCAGAAGCCGAAGAUCGACGGCCUCGCGCGCGAAACCUCCGGCCAUCGCAACCAGGACCCCUCGCCUGCGCCGUCUGGCACCCACCCGCACAAACGGUCCGCGUCUACGCAGUCUGUCUUGCAAGGUGUGCAAGGCCGCAGGAGGCGCGAUCUGUCCUCCAUCGUCCUGCCGUCCAUGGAGCGCAAGACGUGGUCUGAGUCGAGCUCCGAGACGUCCUCCUCCCCACGACCCGUCCUGACGCCUAAUAUCCCUCCUCACGCACGUGUCAAGCGAUCGUCGCAUCGCGCCCUGACGUCCCCGGCGCGCGCAAUGAUGCCUAAGAAAAACGUAGAUCGUUUUGGCGCAACCAGACUGGCUAGGGAAUGCGAAAAGGGCGACCUCGAAGCGGUACAAGCAGCCUUCAACGCGGCCCCAGAGGAGCUGAACCAGGAGGACUUUGCCGGAAUUGCGCCUCUCCAGAAGGCAUCACUCAACGGACAUUCCGAGAUUGUGGAGUUCCUGCUCGACCAAGGCUGCCGUACCGAUUGCGAAUCGAACGACCGAGACACGCCUCUGAUUGACGCUGUAGAGAAUGGCCAUUUGGAGGUAGUGAAGCUAUUGCUCGGGAAAGCCAAAGUCAAUCCCCACCACCAAAACAAAAAGGGCCAACGCGCUAUUGACGUACUGAACGACGACGAAGACGAUAUGAAGGAGAUUGAAAAAGAGCUAAAGCAAGCUAUGCGCCGCGAAACCAACACACUGGAGGACGAAGAUAACGCUACCGGCGCAAGUGAGCAGAGAACAACAUCACGACUAUUGUACAAUGAGUUCAACACCGAGACCCUCAUCGAAAAAGCUGGUGAAGGCGACAUACUGGCAGUAGGGGAAUUGCUGAAUAGCAAUAUCAAGCCCAACAUUGCUUGCGGGGUUGCGGCUGCUCGUGGAGGUCAUUAUGACAUCUUGAGCAUUCUCUUAGCCAGUGGGCUGAAAGCGGACCCAGAUCCUUCCAAGCACAGCGAGACUCCUAUGCUCGUUACCAUUGGGAGAGGCCAUCUCAAAAUCAUCAAACUGAUACUAGAGCAGGAUUCUUUCGAUCCUACGAAACGCAACCGUGAAGGCCGGACUUACUUUGAGUUAUCCGAGGAAAGAGAAGGGCCUAAAUGGGAGCAGGAGAGGGAUCUCUUGAAGGCGGCGUACGACAGGCACCGUGUUGAACACAAGAGCCCGAAACGCAAUAGGAAGGAAGCACAAAACGCUGCCCCAGCCCGCCCGAAGAGAAAGUCAUCGCCCCAACGCGAGCGCUCCUCUUCGCCACGACACGAGACUAAAAGGACUCAACACACCAAGUCCUUCACAGCCCCACAGAAAACGAGAGGACGGCUCAUAUCGGGCCGCCAAUUGUCCAAUCAACGAGAUGCCAAGAAACGACGAAGACAGGUGGUCGACGAUGAGACGGCGUCGUCUUCAGAAAUCGACGAAAGCCCGGAGCCUCAAAGGAAACCCGUAGCGAAGCGAAGGUCUUACAGUGAAGACCAGGAGCAAAAGCCACCAAAGAGGGCCAUCAAGUCUCGGGUAGAGAACCGGGAGUCGAAGAGACGUGCCAGUGGAGCUCAUUCAGGAGACAGCGAAGAAGAGGAACAUCGAAAGCCCAUCAAGAAGCCACUUAACAAGCCACGCCCUGGCGAACGGGAGAGGUCGCGUGAUGUCAAACCAACUCCGGAUGCGGAGUCCCCCGAUGACAGGAAGGCUAUCAAGAAGAUGCUCGCCAAGGCCCGCACCAUUGAAAGAGAAAAGAGCAGGGAGUCGAAGGUCACCGUUGAAGACAAGUCCGGAGACGACGCCAAAGCUAAGAAAGCGCCGGUUCCAGCUACCGAAUCUAAGAAAGCGUCAGCUCCACCAGAGAAGGCUACAACGCCAGAGUCAGUCCUUCAAUCCCGCCGUGAAGAUGCUGAGCGACGAGCCGCGGAGGCCAAACGCAAAGCUGCCGAAGAAGAAGCCGCGCGGAAAGCGGAAGAAGAGGCGGCACGUAAAGCUGAAGAGGAAGCGAUAGCACGCAAAGCUGCAGAGGCGGAGGCUGAAGCCAAGAGGAUAGCGGAUGAAGCCGCACGUAUCGCUGCGGAAAACGAAGCAAAGAGAUUGGCAGAAGAAAAGGCUAAAGAGGUUGCACGCUUGCAACGCCUAUCAAAGCUCCCUAGGGUGUUAAAACGUGCCGCUGAAUUGGGCUCAAAUCGCCCCUUGCAUUUCUCUGGAGAUGAGAUGGGAAUCUCGGCCGGGUUCUUGCCGCUUUACAAAGUUGCAUUGCAGGACAUUGACUCCAGUGUCCAAACAGAUGAUCCAUGGAUGAUGUCCUUUCAAGCGGCUGGAAUUCUCGGGCUCCCAGAACUUGAUCUGGCCUACAUGGACCCACCUUACUCGGAAUGGUCGCGCAAAGAGGUCACUCCACAGCAAAGAGAGCUGUUUCUGCGGAAAUAUGACAUAGCGAAACUUGCCCAGGAUUUCCGAUUCCCCAUGGAGGGCGAGGAAGAGUUUGACUAUGAGAAAAUUCAGCGAAGUAUCAAUGAUACCAAGCAGCAGUUUCUCAAUAUGGAAGGCUUGUACUGGAUACCCCUUGAGAGUUUUGCGAUGGUCGCCAGGGAGAUUCCUGCUCUGAAAGAUUUGAUG
This is a messenger RNA of Mytilinidion resinicola, 3048 nucleotides long. RefSeq lists its product as uncharacterized. The transcript has a single exon. NCBI's taxonomy places the organism in Eukaryota, Fungi, Ascomycota, Dothideomycetes, Mytilinidiales, Mytilinidiaceae. The record is from RefSeq and is a predicted model, not a curated record. Gene Ontology annotation, cellular component: nucleoplasm. Gene Ontology annotation, biological process: methylation. Gene Ontology annotation, molecular function: protein binding; methyltransferase activity; nucleic acid binding. The annotation marks the transcript as partial.